CUGUGCCAAACUUUCCACUAUGGCUGAAAAAACCAAUAUGGGAGAAACAAAAGGAGGAGACUUCCAUGAAAAAUAUUCAAAAUUCUGUAGAAUUUCCCUUCCAUUUUCUCCUUUCAUUAGUUGGGUCCUUCAAAUUUUAGAUCUUGACAGUUCUUGUUUCUUAUAAUGGCCGUCGCGGGAUUUUAUCGCAGAGUUCUUCCUUCUCCUCCCGCCGUAGAUUUUGCUUCUUCUGAUGGAAAGCGUCUGUUUACCGAGGCACUUGGAGAUGGAACUAUGGAGGGGUUUUUUAAGUUAAUUUCUUACUAUCAAACCCAAUCAGAACCUGCUUAUUGUGGACUCGCAACCCUUGCAGUUGUUCUCAAUGCUCUUUCUAUUGAUCCGGGUAGAAAAUGGAAAGGACCCUGGAGAUGGUUUGAUGACACUAUGCUGGACUGCUGUGAACCUUUGGCAAAGAUCAAAACUGAUGGUAUCACAUUUGGUAAGGUUGCGUGUUUGGCUCGCUGCAAUGGUGCUAAAGUGUUGGCUUUUAGGACAAAUGAAAGCACAGUUGAUGAUUUUCGUAAACACGUUAUAUCAUGUUCAUCUUCUGAGGACUAUCAUGUGAUCACUUCCUACCAUAGAGGAGUUUUUAAGCAGACUGGAACUGGCCAUUUUUCACCAAUUGGUGGUUAUCAUGCUGGAAAAGACAUGGUUCUCAUCUUGGAUGUUGCACGUUUCAAGUAUCCUCCUCAUUGGGUUCCACUUACCCUAUUGUGGGAUGCCAUGAAUACAAUUGAUGGUGCAACAGGACUACCUAGAGGGUACAUGAUUUUAUCAAAGCUAACCAGGGGACCGUCUAUUCUUUACACUCUGAGUUGUCAGCAUGACGGUUGGAAUAAUGUUAUAAAAUACUUAACAGAAGAAGUUCCUUUACUCCUGAAAACUGAAAAUGUGAAAAGUGUAGAGGAAUUACUCUCUGUAGUAUUUAAAUUCCCACCUCAAAAUCUCAAGAACUUUAUCAAGUGGGUUGCAGAAGUUCGGGAGCAAGAGGAUGGGAAUGUAAAACUAAAUGCAGAGGAGAAAGGAAGACUGGCUGUCAAGGAAGAGAUAUUGGAACAACUACGAGCGACUGAACUCUUCAAACAUAUCAAACAGUGGUUGGCAUCUGGGACUCUAUGUGAAGGCUUCGAAUCUUUGUUUGACAGAGAUGAAUUAUACGGAAUUGCUGCAACGGUUUGUUGUCAAGGGGCAGAAACUUUAGCUGCAAAACCUUGCUCAGCUGAUCGACGUUUAUGCAAAACUGAUAUCCACCGUUUGAAUGCUGAAAAUGAGAAGCCAGCGGUGGUCAUGUCAGGGACGGUUGUUACUAAUGCUAUCAAAGAAGGAGUAGAUAUGUUGGUACCUUUAUGUAAAACAGAACCAAGUCAUAUUUCAGAUGAGUGCUGUUGUCAAUGGCCAUCUGUUAUUGAUGUUCUUACCAUAUUGUUGCUAUCACUGCCUCAACAUAUUUGGUUCAACCUUAAAGAUGAGAAGUUGUUGGCCAACAUUAAUAGGCUUGUUGGAGAAAACUACCUUCCUGCUUUGCUUCAGGAUGAGGUUCUGCACUUGAGAGAACAAAUGCACUUUCUUAUGACUGAUCUCAGCUCUUAAUCCUCCUCUUCUUCACACAACUUUCUAAUGUUGUUAGAGAAAAGUGACUGCAUCCAAAAAACUAACUACAGCAACAUGUGCUGAGGGAGUGGUAAUGGAUGGAGCAACCACUCCUUAGGAUCAUGAGAUGGGAUGAUUUUGAACAGAAGCUUGAGUUGCUGCAUUAGAAGAAGCGAAAUACACUCUUGGUUUCUAGAGUCUGAGUUUGAUAUUCGGUUAAUCUUUUGAAAUUCCAAAGGGGAUGCUUUAUUCCUUAAAGUUUGGAAUAUUUUUAUCAAGACAAUUCAUAGGUUGAAUUAGUGGUAUGACAAUUUUGAGCAUUGGAGUACACUAUUAAGUAAUGAAAAUAAAAUUGAGAGGGUUUGGACAAUGAAUGUGAUUGAACAAUUUGGCAAUGGAGGAAAUUUUGUAGGUAUUUGAUGUUUUUGUAAUCCAAGCUCAAAAAUGGAGUUCCACUCCUAAAAAGGGUUCUAAGAAACCACUAGUCAGAAAGAAUGUCUAUCUUUUAUAAGAAGUUUUGUUUUAGGUUA
Messenger RNA from Cucumis melo (muskmelon), 2159 nucleotides. Its product is annotated as glutathione gamma-glutamylcysteinyltransferase 3-like. The coding region runs from base 166 to 1629 and encodes 487 amino acids. The record is from RefSeq and is a predicted model, not a curated record. Gene Ontology annotation, biological process: response to metal ion; cellular detoxification of cadmium ion; detoxification of copper ion. Gene Ontology annotation, molecular function: metal ion binding; glutathione gamma-glutamylcysteinyltransferase activity. NCBI's taxonomy places the organism in Eukaryota, Viridiplantae, Streptophyta, Magnoliopsida, Cucurbitales, Cucurbitaceae. The transcript is spliced from 9 exons.